AAUCCGUCCGGCUGAGCGCAGGCCGGAAGUAGCGCCGCGAGCGGGGCAGACGCCGUCAUCAACACGGUCACGUUUGUUUAUUUUGAUGUGUCCCGUCUGAUCCGGAUCGCCGGGGUCUCCGAAGCCGGGAGAAACGCGGUCGAUCUGCCGCCCAAGCAGCAGCCUCGGGUCGACGGUGUGACACUUCGGGAGCAUGGCCGACGGCGCAGAGGCGCAGGCUGAUGUUGACGAGCCGCCCAGCAUCAGUCUCCCGCCGCUCAUCACCGUCUCCGAUCUGCCCGGUGCGACCGCUGCAGGCCGUAACCUGAAGGAAUGGCUUCAGGAGCAGUUCUGCGACAAACCUCUGGAGCAGGAUGACAUGCGGCUCCACAAUGCAGCCUACGUGGGAGACCUGGACACCCUGAGGAACCUGCUGCAGGAAGACGGCUUCAGACGGCGUAUCAAUGAAAAGUCGGUGUGGUGCUGUGGCUGUCUGCCCUGCACCCCUCUGCGGAUCGCAGCCACAGCUGGACAUGCCGCCUGCGUGGCCUAUCUGAUUGCCCAGGGAGCCGAGGUGGACCUAGUUGAUGUCAAAGGCCAAACAGCCCUCUACGUAGCUGUGGUCAAUGGUCACCUGGACUGUGUCCGGAUCCUCCUUGAAGCCGGAGCAGAUCCCAACGGAAGCCGACACCACCGCAGCACCCCCCUGUACCACGCAGCACGGGUGGGAAGGCUGGACAUACUGCAGGAGCUCAUCAGGUUCAAUGCUGAUGUAGACAUGGACCACCAGCUGGGUCCCCGGCUCCUCCUAAGUGCCCGCACCCUCAACACCUUGGUGGUGUGUCCUCUCUACAUCAGCGCUGCCUACCAUCACCUCCACUGUUUCCAGCUGCUGCUCCAGGCCGGCGCGCAGCCUGACUUCAACUACACUGGGCCUGUCUGCCACGAGGCUCUGACCCGCGGCCUGGCUUCCUGCCUGCUGGAUGCGGUGCUGCGUCACGGAUGUGAGGUGGCCUUCAUCCACCUGCUGCUGGACCACGGGGCCAACCCGGCUCUUGUGCCCUGGGAUGAGUCAGAGCUGGAGGCUCCUAACCGAAGGAAGGUAGAUCCUGAGGCACUCAGGGUCUUCCUGGAGGCGAGGAGAUGCCCUCGUCGGCUGACACACUUGUGUCGCAUCGGGAUCCGCAGAGCGAUGGGCAAAAAUCGUCUAAACCACAUACCCUCAUUACCUCUACCGGAACCCAUCAAGAACUUCCUGCUUCACCAAAACUGACAGACCAUCCACCUUCUCAUCUUCUGCAGAGCUCAUCCAACACACCUCAGUCAGUCUCAAAAAGAAAGCCACAGGAUAGAGCAUUUUGUGAACCAAAUAUGCUAAUUGCCUAUUAUUUUCUAAUAAUAAACAGUUAUUGAUCA
This is a messenger RNA of Xiphias gladius (swordfish), 1395 nucleotides long. RefSeq names its product ankyrin repeat and SOCS box containing 1 (gene asb1). The coding region runs from base 194 to 1252 and encodes 352 amino acids. Gene Ontology annotation, cellular component: ubiquitin ligase complex. Gene Ontology annotation, biological process: protein ubiquitination; intracellular signal transduction. Gene Ontology annotation, molecular function: protein binding. The record is from RefSeq and is a predicted model, not a curated record. The transcript is spliced from 5 exons. Lineage: Eukaryota; Metazoa; Chordata; Actinopteri; Istiophoriformes; Xiphiidae.